AUGCUCCUCACCACGCCUGUGUAUUCGGAGGAGAAAAAGGAAGACAACAAAAACGGAAAGGGCCGGCUGCAUCUUUGGGUGACAGACAAUGCCCGUGUGCAUGACGUUGGGCCGGUAUCCAGUGAAGAGCACGACGCUGCCGCCAGCUCCCUGCUGUACAGAAAGAAGAGUGAGAAGGAGGAGGAGUUGGUUUUGCUGUACGAGAAGAAGAAUGAUGGGGAUGACUCAUUCAGCCUUGUCUCUGUGCGCCUGACUGACAAGCUGCCGCGGAUAAAAGAAGUGGUGAAAACUUGGAAAGAAAUUGACGCUGCACUAAAAAGCUGCACUUCCGGUGGCACUUUCGACCCGCGAGCGAAGGGUAUGUGUAAUGGCCCUAUUCCCACGGAAGGGCUGGUUGGCUUUUUGUCCAACACAUUAACGGAUGGAACUGAUGCUGGGAAAAUAUGGAAGGACGAGUACCUCGGCGUGAACGCAACGGUGAAGAAUGUGCGGCAGGCGAGCACGGCGUGGGGCGUGAGGUUCAAAGGCGCUGCAGCGGGGGCGGAGUGGCCGGUGGGCAGCAAGGGGCAGAACCAGCCGUACUACUUUGCGAACAACGAGUUCACUCUUGUGGCGACGGUGGCGAUCCACGCGGUGCCGGAAGACGGCGGCAGCCCAAUUCCUCUGUUGGGUGCAAAGCUGAAGGGAAAUGAUGGCGGUACGAGUGUGCUCUUUGGUCUGUCGUACACGAAAGACAACACGUGGAGUCUGACGUCCAAGGACGGAGCGCCCACCGCAUCCGGCAGCGCGUGGAAGCCAGAUGAAAAGUACAACGUGGCACUCGUGUGGCAGGGCAGCGGGCAGGGCUCCGUGUACAUUGACGGCCAGCCUGUGUGGAGUUCACAACCAGCCGCACCGUCUUGUGCAGCGGAUUCAUGCACGAUCUCGCACUUUUACAUUAGCGGGGGCGGCAGCACCGGUGCAGAAGAGGCAGUGAGUGGCGAGAGCAGUGUGACGGUGGCCAAUGUCCUGCUAUACAACCGCUGGCUGAGUGACACGGAGAUUGGUGUCCUCCACAAGAAAGCAGCCACCACUUCAGUGAUGAGGGAUGCGACACCACCGGCGGGUUCUGCUCCACUCCAAGACAGCUCCAGUAACGGUGUGGGUGUCGCGGUGCCUGCGCCCGCGCCCGACGUUGUUACUUCCAAGAGCACAGCUGGCCCGAGGGCGAAGAGUUCAAAGGCUGACAGCUCCGUGCGUGGGUGUGGGGCUGCGGUGCUGCUGCCGCUUCUUCUGCUGGGGCUGUGGGGCUGCGUGUCGCUGGUGUGA
This is a messenger RNA of Trypanosoma rangeli, 1308 nucleotides long. Its product is annotated as trans-sialidase. The transcript has a single exon. The coding region runs from base 1 to 1308 and encodes 435 amino acids. NCBI's taxonomy places the organism in Eukaryota, Euglenozoa, Kinetoplastea, Trypanosomatida, Trypanosomatidae. The record is from RefSeq and is a predicted model, not a curated record. Gene Ontology annotation, molecular function: exo-alpha-sialidase activity.